CUCUGAGACCGAGAAGAAGAGAUUUGUAGUUGCGGGCUUAGAAGUUUUAUUUCUUUGUGGAGUUAGUGUGAAGAAUAGUUUUAUGAGGAAAUGGGAUCAGCCAGCAUCUCCAAUUCCAGCUUAGAACAUGAUAAUUGUGACAACAGUGACACCCAGGUGGUUUUAAAUGUUUACGAUCUCACCCCUGUCAAUAAUUAUACCUAUUGGUUUGGUUUCGGGAUUUUUCACUCCGGCAUUGAAGUUCAUGGUAAGGAGUAUGGUUUUGGAGCACAUGAUUUCCCAGUUAGCGGAGUUUUUGAAGUAGAACCAAGGAGCUGCCCUGGAUUUAUUUACCGAUCUUCCAUCCCAUUGGGUCGCUUAAAUAUGCCUUCCUCUGAAUUCCGGACGUUUAUUGAGUCUGCAGCUUCUGAGUACCAUGGAGAUACUUAUAAUCUCAUUUCCAAGAAUUGCAACCAUUUUACUGAUGAAAUCGCAUGGAGAUUGACAGGCAAACAUAUCCCUGGGUGGGUAAAUCGGCUGGCCCGGAUAGGUGCUUUGUGCGGUUGUCUUCUUCCUGAAAGCCUUCAAGCUACUUCUGUUAAGCAGCUACCUGAGUACCACGAGUGUACGGAAGAUGGUACUGAAUCACUGUCAACAGCCACUCCUCGUGAGUCAAUUGAAAUUGAUGAUGACGGAGAGAAACUCUUGUUGUCACCACCAGCUGGCAGUGGGGAAGUGGCUUUUGUUAAAGAAAGGGAGAAGUGAACUGUGGUUGCUUUCAGGGGAAAAAAUUUGGCCUUUGGACCGAUUGUUCUCAUCUUAAGUAGAUACUUGCUUGGAAUGGCCUGCAUCCCAUUUUUGGAGGUAAAGUUACAGGAGAUCAUUAACCAUUGGUAGCACGCGUGAUUGCUUGCUGGAUGUUGAUUUUUUUCCAAAUUACUCAUUUUUUCAAUCAUUUUUCUUCUCUUUCCCCAUUCUCUUCUUUGGUUUGUUGGGGUGAAGAAUUUGGAACUAGAAAAUAGCUUGUUGUAAUUGAUUUUUUGUACUAGUGUUUUGUAUGAGCUUCUUUGAAGUAGAAACAAUAUCUCAACAACUGUUCAAAUGUUUGAUAUAGUUCAUGAUUUGAAGGCAUAGCCAUUUUCCCAAACUUAUGAAAUGU
Pistacia vera is the source of this 1138-nucleotide messenger RNA. Its product is annotated as deSI-like protein At4g17486. The coding region runs from base 91 to 744 and encodes 217 amino acids. Gene Ontology annotation, molecular function: deubiquitinase activity. The transcript has 4 exons. Gene Ontology annotation, biological process: protein deubiquitination. NCBI's taxonomy places the organism in Eukaryota, Viridiplantae, Streptophyta, Magnoliopsida, Sapindales, Anacardiaceae. The record is from RefSeq and is a predicted model, not a curated record.